This is a messenger RNA of Ostrea edulis (European flat oyster), 3421 nucleotides long. RefSeq lists its product as uncharacterized. The record is from RefSeq and is a predicted model, not a curated record. Bases 279 to 2033 code for a protein of 584 amino acids. NCBI's taxonomy places the organism in Eukaryota, Metazoa, Mollusca, Bivalvia, Ostreida, Ostreidae. The transcript has 14 exons.
CAGGGUUCGUCGUGCGUCGUCUAUCGUGCGUUAACAAUUGAACAUUUUGAUAACUACCAGGUUGUUUUUCCGCUUGCUGGAAAGGCCCGAGAAUGUGCCAUUGAUUUGCGACACAACAUUCCGGAAAAAUACUAUUUACCGAUACGUCUCUUCAUUUCCGCUUAAUCCGUGUCUGUUGUAAACAAAUAACAACAUGUCAGCAACAGGUACUUGAAGUAAACAGGACUGGGAUUUUUUUGAUUUGUUGAUGGAAAAUCAAAAUGAAGUAACUGUCUAAAAUGUCUUUGUCGGGAAAUGGAAGGAAAUUAUUUUGGCAGGACCACAAAGACAGUUUGAACAGGAUUCGUUCGCAACUUGGUGAUCGAGACUCGCCCGUGAUUUCUCCACGCAGAUCCCCGGGACAUGGAUUAAAACACAGUCAUUCCCCUUUAGGGCUGUACAGAAGGAGUUCCCCUUCACAGUUACCUAGAAUUGACACACCACCACUAGACAAUGAUGGCUACAGAACCAAGAUAAGAGGAAGCAGAUAUGAUGUUGUCCCUCCAGUAAACAACAGGAGAUCGAAUCACCAGACCCCUGAUUAUGAUUCUUGGGGAGAAGAAUCAGACGAUGAAGGGGAGGAGGAGGAGGAGGAACCUCAGCACUUUAUGCCUCUGCCCUAUCCCUACCCUAUGUACGGGUAUCCAGCAUAUCAAGGCUCCUCUAAAAUGCACCCACCGCCCGUCGUAUAUGGAAACCCAUUUCCAGUGUAUUACCCACCUCCACCAGUUUACAGAGAGAGAGGGAAGAAAAGGGGUAAAGGCAAACAGCCGGUCGAUAGGUUAGAAGUACAUCAGUCAUAUCCUGCUGGAAGAAAAUCUAGAAAAAACGGAAUUCAGUUUACAGUGCCAAGGGAAGUAACUAGAGAACCGAGGGUCUUUGAUACCAGUGGAAAUGACAUUCUGAAAAAAUACAGGUACAUAUAUCCAAGAGAUUCUCCUUUGAGUCGAAUUAACGAUGGAGGUUAUGUAGAAAAGCGAUACAGAGAUGACCAGGAAUCUUUGAUGAAUUUUUACUUCAAAGAACACCCUGUGUUUGCUGAAAAUUUCACAGACUGGCUAACUCUGGAUUUACUUGAUGAAAUAAUACCAGAUAUUCUCAUUGAAACACUAACAGCAACUGACAAGGUGUCAUUCAAUCAUUCUAUUCAGCAUAUGUCUGUCCGUGUUCGAGAUGACAUUGUUGAUGAGGUGGUGAAAUCCAUGACAAGAGAAGCUGUGCGAGGGGGACUGGGUGAAAUGGUCAAUGAGUACAUGGGACACAACAAUGAGGUACAUUCAGGAGACCCUUUGGUCAUGUUCCUUGAUAAAGUUGUUGAAGAUGCCAUCCAAGACUGCACUGAUGAAGUGGUCAGAGACACUGUCCGAGAAAUGGCGAGUGACCACAUGAGAGUUAGCUCGGCAGCAGCGGUGGUGGAUGAACUGGUCCUUGAUCAUUUACAGGAUAUACAAAGGGGACUGGUAGAUGAUAUUGUUCAAGAGCUGGUUCUGGAAGAGUUCAUAGAAAGCUAUGUUAUUGAACAUGAAGUGGAAGAAGAGAUUGCUGAAAUAGCAAAGGAGGUUCUGGAACACUAUGACACCAAGAUUGAGAAAAGGGAACUCAGAGAGGUCUCCAAGAAAGCUGGAGACAAACUGAUGGAAUCUCUCUGCCUGGAGUACCUCUUGUCACUUAUAUCUAGACAAGGAAAGGUGUGGAAUGAAAGUGAUCAUGCCAACAGAUACUUAGACGACAUGAUAAUGAAUCUACUUUUGGGUCAGUACUCCAGUGUCAUUGCUAAUCGUGAUAAAACCCUGGAAAAUCAGCCCUUGAAAAAGCUCCACGAGAAAGUAGUCAGUGAUGUUGCUUUGGACCUCCUGUUGCAGCAGCUAUCAAGUUCCUUAGAUGAGGAUUUGGCAGAUGUUGAUGAAUAUGAGCGUGGUGUGGAUGAUACAAAUUCUAUGGUUAAUAUUGCUCAUCUGAACAACUUUACAAGCCAAAGGAAAAAGAGAGACUGACAUUUUUGAAUGCUGCAUUAGAAGUUCAAGCACAAAGCACUCGAUAGUAUUGUGAUUUGAGGAAAUCAUUUGCUCCAGAGAUUUACCAUAAGAUUUUAUAAAACUCCAGAAAAAUUAUUCAGGACUAACUUUCAUAGAUAUCUGAACAUUGUGUAUUUUAGAAGUUGUCUUUUGCUGGCCAUAGUAUGUGCCGUGAUUAUGGUCACUUUUACACAUACACCACAUAAAGUGUGCAUCACGCAAUCAGUGCUAGAAGAAAACUAGCCACUCAUUUCUGUUCGAUAAGCUUCAGUGGUGCUAACCAAUAUGUACCUCUUAACCCCUAAACGGCCAGAGGGCACCAUCUACAGUGGCCCCGGGGUAUCUGUCAUUUGAUGAUCUAGUGUUCACGCAUACCAACUGCAGUAAUUUAAAUGACUGUUGUGUGUGCAUAUAUCAUUUAUUCAUUCUUUUGGAAAGAUCACUGCUUUGAUCUACUCCAAUGUCAAUGCAGGCAUCAUAUAAAGAAUGUUUUCUGGGUUUACAACACCUGGUGUCAUUUUGCAGUCAAGGUAGGUGUUGGCAAGAGCUAUUGCUGGAAUAAAUGCAUGAAGUACUUUAUAGACUGGCGGUCAAUCGAACGUUUUGAUCUAUUUAGCAUGGAUGAAUUACUGCUUGCUAGUUUUCCUAGUAUUCCCGAAUAGCAGGUGGUGACUGAAUCAGGAUCUCUCCACCACCAGACUCAUGCCCAUGUGUCAGACCAUCACGCAGUGGAUCAGAUGUUGUGGACACAAUCUGACCUGCUUACAAUAUUUUGUACACUUUUUUCCUAAUUUGAAAUCUCACAAGAUACUCAUCAUGUUAUAAAAUAAUUUCACAACAAGAAAUUGAAUGGUUUGUGAAACACAGAGUUUGAAUUUUUAGCAUCAAGUUCAAGGCAUUAACACACUAACCAUUUUCUAUUGUUAUUUUGUAAGUAAUUUAGUAUGUUACCUUUGGCUACUACAAUAAACAGUAUAUCAGACAAUUAAAGAUGUAUUUAUGAAUGUAAAGGUCACAUGUUUAUGCUCUGGAUCUGUAUCCUUCCACACAGUGACAACAAAGUUGUCAUACCGAGGUUGUUUCGUGUCAUUUCAUCCAAUAUAUUAUGGAUUCUUCCAUUGUUGUGAGAGCCCUUUGCAGUUUAUAGUACCACGAACACUAUAAAUAUCAUUGGUUUCCAAGUGUUAAGAAGACAAACAGAAGUAAAUAAUCUACAAUCAUUGUAAAUGAUUCUUUAUAAAUGAUGUAUUGAAAUUUUUUAAUUCAUUAGAAUUGAGAUCAUGAGUAGAGUUGAUGCAUGCAUUUUGAUGUAAACUGCUUCUGUAAUGUACAAAACAUCAUUUACAUUAAAAUGAGAUUAGUUCUCA